UAUUGAAUGAUCAUGGGGAAGAGCCGGGCUCGCAGAUUCAAGCCGGUGGGGUUCACUCCUACUGCAGCCGUCAAACCCGCAGAGGGGCCCGGAGACCCGGACAGCGCGGACUCGUCACACGCCGAGGACCUUCUUCAUAAAUUGCAGAGCCCUAGUCCUGAAGUCCGAGAAUUUGCUUGCGCCAGCAUCUCGAAGCUUGUCCAGCAGAAGCAAGUCAUCCCAGCCUUCCUCCAAAGAGAUGUCGUUCGUUGCCUGGGGCCGCUUUUGCUCGAUAAGUGCAUGUCCGUGCGCGAGACCGCUGCCGGCGCUUUACGGAACCUGAGCACUUGUGGAGGCUUCGAAGUAUGUGAUGACAUGGUGACCAGAGACAUCAUGACCCCCUUAGUGGCUCUUUUAAGGGAGUGCUCCACCCUUUUAGAUGCAACCUCAGAGCCAGCAGCAAACAGUAAAGACUUGACCAAAACACAAGUAGAAGAAAUUGCUAACCAAACCGUUAAUAUUCUGUGGAAUGUCUGUGAAAGCAACAGUAAGGCAUUGAGUAUCUUUAACAAAGAAAGCUGUGUACAGAUUGUUAUCCAGUGCUUAAGCAAGUUCCCAUUCAACUUGGAAUUGGCCGUGUCCGCAGCUUACUGCCUGCAGACGGUCACAGAAGAUAAUCCAGAACUUCUGGCCUCUUUUGAUGCCUCUGCUUUGAAAACAUUGGAGAAUGUGCUGAUGACCACUGCUACCACCAUGGAGAUGAGACUUCUGCAGACAUUAGUUGCAGGUACAGUGUGGAAUAUAAAAGACAGGAUACCCGCUUUCAGCCAGGCCGACUCCAUUAACGCCAUCUUAAGGAUAUUAGCAGAAGUCCUAUCUCAGGACGCGGGGCAGUUUAUUAUACAGAUGAAAGAAACGGAAUCUGUUCGAUUGAGAAAUGCUGCCUCUGAAUCAGAAGAGGCAGCAGGAAGUCUGGAGGACGCCUCUCUGAAUGAAGAGGAUGGGAUGGUAGACCGGGCGGUCAAGAAGCAGAUCCGGGAUAAUUUCUCAGAUUUAAUCCCAGUGUCAAAUGAAGAACUUAGACAAGCUUCUUUCUUACUGGUGGCUCAAAAAUCUGCACUUGAGAUGAUUGUGAACCUGUGCUGCAGUGACGAGCCCUCGGAGGAUGAAUGGGAAGAACUUUCUAGCAGUGAUGAGAGCGAGUUGUGCCUAGAGAAAUCGGUAGCUGACGGAGGCCAGCUGAUGUCCCCCCUGUGCCUGUCUGCUGAAGUCCACUCUGCUCUCCUGAGCCACUUCGUCCCAAAGAAGGUGCUUGAAAAGACCCAUUUUCCAGAUGCUGCUGCUUUAGAAAUAUGUAGAAACAACUCUGCAUGGAAACCGUUAAUUGCAAAGAUGUGCACUGUCCAGCAUAGAGCCCUGACCUGCCUGCAUAACGUCUUGUCCAUGCUGGACAUCGAGAGCUUAGGAGGAGCGUCUGCGCUGCAGGAACUCGCUCAGCAUCUUUCAGAACUGGUCUUCACGCAAACCGAUGGCCCAAAACAGGAUGAAUUUUUGGAGGCGGCGUCCAGCGCUGUACGAGCAUUACUACAGACCAUGGCGUCUAAGGGAAUACCGCAGAGUAUGACUGCAGAACAGGUGAUGAGCUUUGCUGAAGCUUGUGUGCAGAGCAGCAACGCCAGCACGAGGGUGAAUGCAGUCAGCAUCAUCGGGGUUACAGGCAGCGUACUGGCGAAAGGCGACGGCACGGCCGACACGCUGAAGCUCAUAGGAAACUUCCUCCUUGGAAUUGCUGCAGGCGAUGUCUCCCUGGUAGUAUCUGGAGGGGCGCUAGACGCCAUCUUUGAUGUGUUUGCUGAUGGUGAUGAAGCUGAGAAGGCUGCGGUGGAGAUAAACCUGCUCCAGGCCCUUAAAAAAAUACAGCCGGCUUUUAAAUCAAAGCUUCGUAAAGAAGGCCGAGAGAAGUACAGCACUGACCAGUUAUGCGUCCUGGAUAACGUAAGAACCAAUCUCAGGCGCUUCAUACCUUACCUGGAGACGGUAGAGAGAAAGUUUAGGAACCGAAUGUAGAAGGAAGAACGGAUGCCCUGUGCGUCCCAUCGAGAAGGCCAGGACCAUUCGGACAGAUGUUUGUUUCAUAAAACUGCAGAUCUGUGAGGUCUAUUUCUCCAGUAUCUGUAGAUCGGCCCCUAAAUAUUCCAAAAGCUGAAUGUCCUUUGCCACCCGGGCCUGAGAUGCUGUAUAUUCUCGUUAGUUUUCAGGGGUUUUGCCUUUUCACGAUUUCAAAAUGAAUUGCCAAGGGUUUGCACCUCUGGACUGCAAAACCGAUGUGCACUCUUGAUGUAUGGAAGGCUUUUAGUAACGUAAGCGACAGUGCAGUGAACAUUUUGAGGAAUUUUUUACUGACCCAACAUCAUGAACGGGUCUGGCAGUGCCCACAUACAGAUACCUGAGAGUCGGUAAAAUCGGUAGCACAUGAUACCAAUAGAGCCUCAUGCACAUGACUUAUUUUCAUCUGUGUGCUAUCUACCGUCUUUUUUUUUUUUUUCGGAUCGCUGACCCAUUCAUUUCAAUAGGGCCAUGCACACAUCCGUAUUUUUUGUGGACCGGUGUGUUUGUCCCGCAAACGAUAAAAAAUGUCCUAUUCUUGUCCGUAUUACAGAUGAGAACAGUCCUCUCUAUUGAUGGGAGUAAGAAAAAUACGGAAUGCACACGGAAGGCAGCAAUAUUUUGUGUACCGAAAUCUGGAUGCGGCUGUGUGCGUGAGGCCUUGGGCUGUGUUCAGUCGCAUUCCACCUCUGAUUGAUAGAUUUUGUUAAAAAAAGGCAAACGGAAUAGCGCAGCGUGCUAAAAUGAUGGCCCCUUACAGUGGUGUCGUUUGGACGCUGUCGGCGACCAUCAUGUACCAGAUCUGGCGCAUCCGUCGUGUUCGUUCUGCUUCUAUGACUGAGCAGAUAUACGGAAUCGCUUAGUGCACACGUGCCUAGACCGUGACGGGUAGAAUGAAGGACUCUCAGGUAUGCUGCUAUCAAUUGGUUUUCAUCUAUAGAAUCUGUGGGUGAAAUCCACAGUGCAGACUGACAUGGCACGCAUACAAGAGUUGCAAUAAGCGACAGAUUUUUAAUCCUUUGCAAAAAUCUCCAUAAUCUACAAUCAUGAAAAUUUUACAUUUGUUCACUCAUUGAAACUUGUAAACUGAAAGGUCAUGCCAAGUAUUGCUACUGUACAUCUCUUGCUGGACUCGAUCGCUCUGAAAUAACCUUGCCUUUCAGGGGGAAGGAAUUUUCUAUUUCAAAACAUAUAUAUAUUUUCAUCAUGGGAUUGAUGCAAUAUACGAAUGUGAUGCCAAUGGAAACAAUAAAAAAAACAAUCUAUUUGAA
This is a messenger RNA of Bufo gargarizans (Asiatic toad), 3356 nucleotides long. RefSeq names its product HEAT repeat containing 3 (gene HEATR3). The record is from RefSeq and is a predicted model, not a curated record. Gene Ontology annotation, biological process: protein import into nucleus; ribosomal large subunit biogenesis. Lineage: Eukaryota; Metazoa; Chordata; Amphibia; Anura; Bufonidae.